AUGGCUUCCAUGUCUAGAUUUGUAGCCAAGGACUGUAAUUUGCGCCCUUGUGAAGCUCUUUCCAGGCCAAGUGCUGGCUUGAACGUGAGGGGACUUAGAAACCAUUUGGACCUGAGAGGGACACUUAGUGUACCUGAUAAUGAAAAGUGUUGUUUGGCAAUCAACAAUAAACCAAGGGGUCCUGUUAUUGGUCUCUAUGCCCCUGCUUCGUUGCUUCAGCCUUCAAGAGGUUCAUACCCCAAAUCAGAUGUCGGUUUUUCCUUUGAAGGGAGCCUCAUGCCUUUAAUGCCUAUUUCUGUAAUCAAACUUCUUUAUUUUCUUUGCCUUUUGAAUUAUGCUUACUGGCACCCUUGUGUUAUGCCAAAAGUAGUUAUAUACAAGGCAGCAACAGAUGCAGCUGGAGAUGUUCCAGAAAGCAGUUCUAGUGGAAUGAACCAAUAUGAAAGAAUAAUCGAAACAUUGACAACUCUUUUUCCUGUUUGGGUCAUAUUGGGCACCAUUAUUGGCAUCUGUAAACCUGCUGUGGUAACUUGGUUAGAAACUGACCUUUUUACUCUUGGCUUGGGCUUUCUUAUGCUUUCAAUGGGAUUGACAUUGACUUUUGAGGAUUUCAGACGGUGUCUACGCAAUCCAUGGACUGUUGGUGUAGGAUUUCUAGCUCAGUACUUAAUAAAACCCAUGUUAGGUUUUUUUAUUGCUAUGACAUUGAAACUCUCAGCUCCUCUUGCUACUGGUCUUAUUUUGGUUUCUUGCUGCCCUGGAGGCCAGGCCUCUAAUGUUGCUACGUACAUUUCAAAGGGAAAUGUAGCACUUUCAGUUCUCAUGACAACGUGUUCAACGAUUGGGGCUAUUGUUAUGACGCCACUUCUCACUAAGCUUCUUGCAGGUCAGCUUGUUCCAGUUGAUGCGGCAGGCCUAGCUAUCAGCACUUUCCAGGUGGUUUUGGUGCCAACAAUUAUUGGAGUGUUAGCAAAUGAAUUCUUCCCCAAGUUCACUUCGAAGAUAGUCACUGUUACACCGUUAAUAGGGGUUAUUCUUACCACCCUACUUUGUGCAAGCCCUAUUGGACAAGUUGCAGAGGUCUUGAAAUCUCAAGGAGCACAGUUACUAUUUCCUGUGGCUUUACUACAUGCGGCAGCAUUUGCUCUGGGUUACUGGAUUUCAAGAAUAUCAUUUGGGGAAUCAACUUCUCGUACAAUUUCCAUAGAAUGUGGAAUGCAGAGUUCUGCACUUGGAUUCUUACUUGCCCAGAAACAUUUCACAAAUCCUUUGGUGGCAGUCCCUUCUGCUGUAAGCGUUGUUUGCAUGGCGAAAAUCAAAAAACUUGUUCUGCAUGAAAAGAAUAGGAGUGAGCUUGGUGGGAGUGCUCUUGCAGUCUAUUGGAGGAACCAGCCUAUUCCUCUCGAUGACAAGGAUGACUUCAAGGAAUGA
This is a messenger RNA of Thlaspi arvense, 1431 nucleotides long. The record is from the annotation of a GenBank genome assembly. Lineage: Eukaryota; Viridiplantae; Streptophyta; Magnoliopsida; Brassicales; Brassicaceae.